Pipistrellus nathusii (Nathusius's pipistrelle) is the source of this 1695-nucleotide messenger RNA. The record is from the annotation of a GenBank genome assembly. NCBI's taxonomy places the organism in Eukaryota, Metazoa, Chordata, Mammalia, Chiroptera, Vespertilionidae.
AUGGCCACCGCGGAGCCCAAAGCCCUGGGCACUGGCUUCAAGUGGCUCUCCUUGGCCACUUUCGUGCUCCUCUGCGCCGGGCACGGGGGACGCAGGGAGGAAGGGGGUCCAGCCUGCUACGGCGGAUUUGACCUGUACUUCAUUCUGGACAAAUCAGGAAGUGUGAUGCACCAUUGGAAUGAGAUCUAUUACUUUGUGGAACAGUUGGCUCAUAAGUUCAUCAGCCCACAGCUAAGGAUGUCCUUUAUUGUCUUCUCUACUCAAGGAACAACCCUAAUGAAGCUAACAGAAGAUAGAGAACAGAUUCGUCAAGGCCUUGAGGAACUCCAGAAGGUCCUGCCAGGAGGAGAUACUUACAUGCAUGAAGGAUUUCAAAGGGCCAGUGAGCAGAUUUAUUAUGAAAACAGUCAAGGAUACAGGACAGCCAGCGUCAUCAUUGCUCUGACUGAUGGAGAACUCCAUGAAGAUCUCUUUUACUAUUCAGAGAGGGAGGCUAACAGAUCCAGAGACCUUGGUGCUAUUGUUUACUGUGUCGGGGUAAAGGAUUUCAACGAAACACAGCUGGCCCGGAUUGCGGACAGUAAGGAUCACGUAUUUCCUGUAAAUGACGGCUUCCAGGCUCUGCAAGGCAUCAUCAACUCAAUUUUGAAGAAGUCCUGCAUUGAAAUUCUAGCAGCUGAACCAUCCACUAUAUGUGCAGGAGAGUCAUUUCAAGUAGUCGUGAGAGGAAAUGGCUUUCGACACGCACGCAACGUGGACCGGGUCCUCUGCAGCUUCAAGAUCAACGAGUCGGUCACGCUCAAUGAGAAGCCCUUUGCUGUGGAAGAUACUCAUUUGCUGUGCCCAGCGCCCAUCUUAAAGGAAGUUGGCAUGAAAGCCGCACUCCAGGUCAGCAUGAAUGAUGGUCUGUCUUUCAUCUCCAGUUCUGUCAUCAUCACCACCACACACUGUUCCGAUGGCUCCAUCCUGGCGAUCGCCCUGCUGAUCCUGUUCCUGCUCCUGGCCCUGGCUCUCCUCUGGUGGUUCUGGCCCCUUUGCUGCACCGUGAUUAUCAAGGAGAUGCCUCCACCUCCUGCUGAGGAAAGUGAGGAGGAAGAUGAUGAUGGUCUGCCUAAGAAAAAGUGGCCUACGGUGGAUGCCUCUUAUUAUGGUGGACGAGGUGUUGGAGGCAUUAAAAGGAUGGAGGUCCGUUGGGGAGAAAAGGGCUCCACAGAAGAAGGUGCUAAGUUGGAAAAGGCAAAGAAUGCGAGAGUCAAGAUGCCAGAGCAGGAGUACGAGUUCCCUGAGCCUCGAAAUCUCAACAACAACAUGCGGCGGCCCUCCUCCCCGCCGAAGUGGUACUCUCCGAUCAAGGGAAAACUCGAUGCCUUGUGGGUCCUGCUAAGGAAAGGAUAUGACCGCGUGUCCGUGAUGCGUCCACAGCCAGGAGACACGGGGCGCUGCAUCAACUUCACCAGAGUCAAGAACAACCAGCCCGCCAAGUACCCCCUCAACAAUGCCUACCACACCAACUCGCCGCCUCCUGCCCCCAUCUACACCCCCCCACCUCCUGCUCCCCACUGCCCUCCCCCACCCCCCAGUGCUCCCACUCCUCCAAUUCCAUCCCCCCCUUCCACCCUUCCCCCUCCCCCUCAGGCUCCACCUCCCAACAGGGCGCCACCCCCCUCCCGGCCACCUCCCAGGCCUUCCGUCUAG